Amoebophrya sp. A25 is the source of this 4342-nucleotide messenger RNA. The record is from the annotation of a GenBank genome assembly. NCBI's taxonomy places the organism in Eukaryota, Dinophyceae, Syndiniales, Amoebophryaceae.
GAAAGACCACGAAACGCCUCAUUCUCUAUCGAAGAUUUUUCAACUGGUACCGUGAAGAUACUCGUCACAACAUCCGACCUUCAACAAAAAGCCACGAUGUCCCGAUGGUCGUCCCUUGACUUCCAUCAUUCGCAUAGGCAAACUCGCGAAGCAGAACGCCUAGCUGCGCGCAUAGCCCAGAUACAAAAUGAGACGAAAAUAGGAGCAGGAGGCGCAAAUAAGACGAGUGAAGCAUCGAAGUCCAGCAAUGGACCACGAAAUAAUCCGAACAAGGACAAGAACAACAUCAAGGAUGGUAAGGAUGGAGGUGAACCUACAACUACGACUACGUUUACGCGGACGGUACCGAAAAAGCAGCCUCGCUUACGCGAAGCAACGACGGUCAGGCCGGCGGCUCGGUUAGGUACCUGCUACCAUGUUUGUAUCCCACUGCUUGGCUGAUGUUAUUGCAGCUGUAAAUUUCCCAUUAGUGAUUAGUCCUCAGUAGAAUGAAGGUGGAUGUCACAAGGUGGAUGUCACAUUCCAGAUUCCGCAUUUUUAGCUUAUUCAGUACGCAAACACUCGUCUGCUCACAACCCGCAGGACCCGGCGGAGCUCAGAGAAUCCUAGCUGCGCCCCCACCAGUAGACGAAGAAGGCCGCAAGGUUCCUUAUUCCUUGCCAGAAAAGUUCAAAGCCCGAAUACCGACUCCGCAGGGGUCAAAAGAAAUCCCGAUAUUAGAACCUGGCGCUCAACAGAUACAGAGGACAACAUUUGGAAAUGUUAUGAUGUCUUUGAUGUGUCAUUCAAGUGUACUACAUCAAUUACAAUAAUUGCUUCAAUCUGCACUACAACAAGUUGUUGAAAUUUUUUAGUGCAACUUACUCGUACAUCAAUUGCCUUCUUAGCUCAAUGUCAAUGAUUAUGAUAGACAGAUGAUGUAAUUGCUUGUGAGCGUACAUAUUAGAUUUGCUUUAUUCAUAUCCUCGGACCAGCAAGUUGAGCAUAAACUCGCGGCAAUCUCGCCUCUGCUUGGCAAAGGCACCACAUCAACACGGAACAGGACCCUGAAAAUCGGUGCCGACCUCCAACUCGUCAAAAAUAACACAAGAACACAGGGCUUGGUGGAUCAUACGUCCAGUCGUGGUCUGAAAAAUCAACAUGAAGACGAGAAAACGGCAGUCGAGGCGUGGUUGCAUCAGUGGGGUUUACAUCGGUACUCUAGAGUCCUUGUGGAGGAGCACGGACUGGAUGAAAUCAGUGUGCUGGCAGAGAUCGCGGAUGGAAGGGGCAGCGCGACAAGUGCAACAGAUCUUAGGGAGGUUUUUUUAGGCUUAGUUUUAUACAUAGCUACAGGUCGACCGCGACUUAAUCGUGCUUCUCUAGUGCGUCUAUAAGUGCAUCAUUUAAGUGCAUCCUUCCAGCAUCUGAUUCUGAAUAUGAGAAUGAGCAUUCUGGAGGGUGUUGUACCGUACUAGCUGCACUCGUCAUAGAUACUAGGUCAGUUGUACGAACCAAUAAAGCAGAACCGCCGCCCACAUUGCAGCAUUAGUUUCCACCGUCUAUUGUGCGUAUGAUUGCCCCGUAGUAGCACUGAAACUCCACUGACUCCAAAAGUUGCUGGCUCGCAAGUCCUGGCACUGAUUCGAAUGCUUGAAACUCUGAAGCAGUUGAUUCAAAUUUGAAUUAAAGUUGAUAAAAGCAAAAGUUUUUGGAUAAUCUGAAACUUUCAGAUUUUGAAUUUGGAGGAUUUGAGACUUUCAAAGUUGACACCUGUUUUAUGUUUUCCAUAGAGUCAUGUAACUGCAAGAAAGUUUGAAAUUAGGUAUUCAAUUUUAGAUAUGUUUCACCUAGUUACUAGUAUUGAUGGACAACUACGAUAGUUCAUAGUGAUUUCAGUCAUCAAAUGUUGAAACGUGAGAACUUCAAAAAGUCUAAACUUCCAAAAUUCAGUUUUCAAAGAGUAUAUUUCAAAGAAUUAACGAUCUAUGAAACUCUCAUAGCUAAAAUGAUUCAGCUACCGAUCUACUCUCUUACUCAAAUUUGUUCAAUUCAAAAACGAAAUUCAUAAAUCUCGAAAAUUUUGAUUUUAUCUCAUCUUUUCUAAAUUCAUUUUCUGAUGAGGCACUUUUUGAUUGAAAGAAUCCAUGGUAGGAUCGACCUCAACUGAGACUUCGAAAUACCCACCAGAGAAAUGACAUAUCUCCAGAAAUAAUAUGCACUAAAUUGAAUGUAAGAAGGAGAAGACUUUGUUGCAGUGGGGUCCAUCCAAUAGGCUCGUUUUCAUCUCUCUCUAACUACCUUGGUGCCGAGCUGCAAAUACCAGAAAGUGCGGCCUCAUUGCUGUUGCGAUGCUGUCGUGCACUGCGCGAGCGACUAGACAGUGAUCCAAAGGGAGCGGAGGGUGAUCAUAUCCGUCUCGAGAAUGGUGCUACUCCUGCGGACGCUCAUGCUGAAGAAGACCUUGUCGCGGUGCCAACAUCAAUCGAAGCUAUGCUAAACGACCUGCUUCUAGAAGAGGAUACGGAGCAAAUGGAUGCGUCGAUACUACCCAUAAAAGCCACUGCAAUCAAGAUCCCAGAGCAGGGGGAAGCUCCUGCAUGUCUGCGUGAGGAAGCUGCGUUGGGAAGGGGUCGCGAAGAGGAGAAAGAUGACGAUGGUGAUGACAAUUAUGCAGUCGUAUCUUCCCUCAGACCAGGGGCUAUAGCAAGUCUUGCAGAGGUCAAUGUACCCGAUUCCUGGACCCGGCAGGAGCCACCCCCGACCGAGUGGGAGGACCUAGCAGAUGAGGUAGAUUUUCCUUCUAGAAGAAGUAAUGUACAACUACCUCCCAAGAGUAAUGUACCUCCCACGAAUAGCGUACCUCCUACUGUGCUACCUCCUGGCCCUCCGUCAACUUCUGCUGCAGGAGCUACCUCGACUGCUGCAGGAUUCACCUCUACUGCUACGGCUGUGCUGGGAACUAAUGCAGAUGCAGCUACAUCAACUUCAGCUCCCAGCACUAGUAUUCUCCAUGAGCCAAAUAUAGAAGUAGCGUUGAUGAAUCCCGCUUCUUCAUCCUCGUCGUCCUCUGGUCCACGCGCUACGUUUGACAGUUCUGCUGUGGAAAUAAGAACUUUCGAAAUCGAUACGACACCUCGUAGACAAGUGCCAUCAGGAAAGAGUUUUAAGGCUGCAGUGGUCCUACAAUACUAGUUUGUAAUGGAUGCUGCAGCGUCAGUCUCAGUCGUACAAUUUUUACUCAAUUGGAGGACCUUCUUCGCGUGAGGCAUUAAUCUGAGAUGGGACUAGUUAGAUAAUUUUGGGGAACUAAGGUACUUAGAUAUUAUAGCGAACAAUUACGACUAUUGCCCGUACAGACAGAUGAAAAGCUACAACUCUAAAACAACAGUACCGCAACCUCCGACGACAACUUCGACUGAGAGGGAAUGCUGCUAUCAGUGCUACAGGCAGUUUCCUGCUGCUGUUCAAGGUGCGAAUGCCAAUCCGCGAUUUUGUUCGGACAAAUGUAAGGUCGACUCAGGAUCGCGUGAUGCGCAACUAAGACAGGAAGUGCUCAAUGCGACAGGACUAGAUCUGCGUGUUUUCUCUGAUCGAGAUGAAGCUGGAGCGAGAGCAGCGGAAGGAGCUGCAAAAACAUCAAUAGAAGAAGGGAGAAGAGGAGUACUAGAAGGAGCAACGAGUGCCGUUGUCGAAGAUCAUCGCGAAGAAGUUCCACUCUCUACAUCCGAGAGGAAAGGAGACCAGAGUCAAAGUGAACUUGACGCUGUGGAGGCCGAGUUAGAACUGAGGAAACGGAAAUUAGCCUGGUACGAAUACCUUGAGGCAGUUGAUUCCUGUGCCUCCGCCUACAAGAUAUCGUGACGCGUGCUUCUGUGCUUCCGCCUACAAGAUAUCGUGACGCGUGCUUCUGUGCCUCCGCCUACAACAGAUAUUUUGAUGCGUCCUUGCUUCCGCCUACAAGGCGUCACGACUACAGCUGUUCAACAUUUCCUCAGUCCUGUUGAGACAGGCGAAGGGGGAUAUUUUAGUAGGCGAUCUAGCUACCAGGUCUUGCUCUUCAAGAAGCUUCUUAUGAGUUUUUGUGCAGUCUGCACUGAAAACUGUGCGAUAUUAAUUGUGUUGCAUUGUAUCUUCUUACACGGUCUUGCGCGUGCUCCUCUACAAGCAAUCCUCUUGUUUGAUGAGUACUAUGAUCGUGUUGAAGAGUGUGGUACACCAUUCUCAUGAUUUCUUGAAAAAUAGCGAAUGGAUGUUCUGAGUUAUACAGUUUUUCAAGAUCGUCACCGCCCAUUGAAAUCUCUAGCUUUGCUAGUUUUGAUCAACAACGUUUCAUGUCAAAAUAGAGUGAAUGAAAAGUAAA